UUUCGAAUUCAUAGCGGGGCGUUGGAUCAUACAAAUGUGUUUUGUACUCUAUUUGAAAGUAUGCUCAGCAGUGGACAAGAGCUUAAGAGAUGGUAGCAAUUAGACCGGAAAACUGGUUCAGACCAACAAUAUUGAUAUUUGUUGACAGACAUCAAUAGCGUAGAGUAUAUCAUUUAGGUUGGUUGAUGUUCUCUUUAUUAUUUUUUGAAUCGCCUUCCACAGGGAAGAGUAACUACUAAAAUAGUAUAGAAAACUACAAGGUGGAAAAGGUGGUACAGACCAACAAUAUUGGUUAUUGGUGACACUAUCUGUUACAAUAUGUCUGAAUGGGCAAAAGAUGAUGAUGAACUGUUCCAGGAUACAACUUUAGAUGACGACAGUGAUGAGGACGAUAACUAUGAUGAUAAUAACAAUGAUGAUCACAGCGAUGAUGACAACAUCAUCCACAAAACAGAAAAGCAUCUCAAUAAUCGGGAGAACAAAGAAAGAAGGAGAUAUGUGAUAACAAAAACGAUUGUUCUUGGCUUAAUCUGGAUGACUAGGGGGUGCUAUUCAGGACUGACCGUAGCGACAAUCCCAGAUCUAAAGUUAAGGGUUGGUUCCGAUUAUGAAGAGUUCUCACGGGCACUAGCGGCGGUUGGACUUGGCGUUUUCAUUUCUGCACCGUUAGGUGGUGUACUAGCAGAUAGAUGGGUUCGUGGUCGGGAUGCACAAAUCAUUACCUUUUUGGCACUUACUGCAAUUUUCACUGUGGUCAGGCCCUGGAUAACUAAUCUUUGGAUGUUUGGGGUUGUGAUGUGGUUGGAUGGAUUCGUGAAUGGAAUAUACGCCCCAGGGAAGAACAACAUGUUAGAUAAACUGUGGGGUUCUCGGAUAGGACUACCACGCCAUCUAAUGUCCGUCUGCCACGUGAUAGGAACUGUCCUUGCUCCAUUGAUAUGUCGGCCAUUUUUCUUGAUACAUGACGUCAACGAUGGUAGUGUCAAUUGUAAUGGCUCAAAUUACUCGAGAUGCCUUAAUGCUACAAAUAAAUGGCUGAAUCACACACAAAAUGCGAAUGAAGGAAAUAUAGAAACCAUCAAAGGAAAUUACCAACACAUUAUGAAUGACACGAAAAAUGUAGUUCCUAAUGGUAACAUUGCAGGGGAUAAUAUUGAGAUCAGUUCUCCAAUUGAAUACCCAUAUAUCAUCAUAUUUUCUUGGACGAUCGUCCCUAUAGUGCUCUUAGCAAUAUUUUAUUACCAUGACCCAACUUCAGGCCAAAAGUAUUACACUCAAAAUGGUGAAAUAAUCAAAAGUGCUUUUAAGAAAGAAACCCCAACGUGGAAGUCCAUAUUCUCGCCAAAGACAUGCGGACAAGGAAGUUCGGUAUUUGGAAUGGGAAUUAUCUUUGUACUUUGUUUGUAUUAUUUUACUUUGUCCUUCAAAGGUAGGCCUUUCCAUGAGUUUAUCAUGGCGUAUGCUGUUGAUAAAAUAGGAAUGGCGAAAGCGGACGUUGCAGUGAUGAUUGUGGUAGGACAUUUUAUAUCUAUCACAGCGGGGAUUAUAUGGGGCGCGCUAACUUGUUUCUUCCCGAUACAAGUCUUGCUAUUCGUUCAGAUUUUCUCGGAGCUGGCGAUUAUCAUUUACUUCAACUAUGUAGAGAUCCACACAACUGCUGGACUAUAUGCUUUCAUUGCAGCCACUGGUGUAUUUGGUGCUCCGAACUGGGCAACUGGAAUAACGUGGGGUUCUAGAUACCUCGAUCUUUGGUGUAUACAGUUAUUGGACUAGGUUCUUCAUCAGCACGUAUACUCUCCACAUGGGUGACUGGCUAUGUCCUGGAGUAUGGUGG
Messenger RNA from Owenia fusiformis, 1834 nucleotides. Lineage: Eukaryota; Metazoa; Annelida; Polychaeta; Sabellida; Oweniidae. The record is from the annotation of a GenBank genome assembly.